Messenger RNA from Thunnus maccoyii (southern bluefin tuna), 1965 nucleotides. Its product is annotated as synaptonemal complex protein 1-like. Bases 4 to 1428 code for a protein of 474 amino acids. The record is from RefSeq and is a predicted model, not a curated record. The transcript is spliced from 2 exons. NCBI's taxonomy places the organism in Eukaryota, Metazoa, Chordata, Actinopteri, Scombriformes, Scombridae.
UGUAUGCCUUUGAUGUCUAUGACAUCAGACAUUACAUCACAGUCUUUGGACGGCCAAGUUAUCAAGUUAGUGCAGAAUCUUGGUUUCUACAGACCAAAACCAUAUUGUGAAGCCAAGAUGGCGACAGCACAAGACCAGAGAGUUGUUCAACCCAAGAUCAAGAUAGACUACAUGGCAAGCAAGCAAAACACAAGGCCGGAGUACGGCACAAGACAAGGCAGGGAGUUUGUGAACACAAGGCUGGAGUACGGCACAAGACAAGGCAGGGACUUUGCUAACACAAGGCCAGAGUACGACACAAGAGGAAACAGGGACUUUGCUAACACAAGGCCGGAGAACGGCACAAGACAAGGCAGGGACUUUGCUAACACAAGGCCGGAGUACGGCACAAGACAAGGCAGGGACUUUGCUUACACAAGGCCAGAGUACGACACCAGAGGAAACAGGGACUUUGCUAACACAAGGCCGGAGUACGACACAAGAGAAGGCAGGGACUUUGCAGGGACUUUGCAUUGUCAGUACAAGCCUACACCCAGCAUGGGCCAAAUCAGACCUAAUCUCUGGGAUGAAAAUGCUGCUCUCAAAGCCCAGCUAAAACAUUCUCAGUUAGAGGAGCAACAGUGUCAUCACAAAUAUGUAGCUGCUGAGAAAAAGGCCUCAGAUUUGAAGACCCAGCUGGGGGAACUUCACAGGAAAUACUCCAACACUGCUGCAGCAGAUGAGAAAACCAUUAAAGAGCUCAAACACCAGCUUGAACUAGCUUGCAGCUUAGAGACUAAGUCUUUUAUGGACGGGAUCCUUAAGCUCAAACUUGAGCUUAGCGAGGCUCGCAAUGAGCAGAUCAAUUCUUCCGACAGGCAGAUUCAAUGCAACUCUGCUGCAGAGUGGUGUGAGGAGCCACCAGCCUGGAGCACGAAGGCCUCCCAGACAGACCUGGAGGACCAGACAACUGGGGAUGAAAGGCUAAGUACAGAGGAGCUCCAGCAGAAGCUCCAAAAGGCCCAGCAAGACCUAGAAGAGCAGGCCGCUCAACACAGCAAGGAACAAGAGGCUCUCCGCUGUGAGACUGAAGAUCUCAGAGCAAAACUCUGCACUGUUGAGACCCUCAAAGAGAAAAACGUUGUGAAGGCUCUGGAACUGGAGAUGGAGAUACAGUCAAUCAAAAUAUCCUUUGCGGAACAGCUAGAGCAGCAACAAAUAGAAAACAAAAAAGUUCUGGCUGCACUGACAAAAGCAGAGGAGGAGAAGACGUCUCUCCAAAAGACUCUGAAAGUAAAGCAGGAGGAGUGGUCUCAGGCAGGAGCCGACAUGGAAACCAGGCUGGUUAAACUCGAGUCCAUGAUGAGCACACUGUUGGAGGAAAAGGCCAAGAUGAAGAAGAAGAGCUGGCUGGUCAGGCUCUUCGGCAGCAGGAUAACGAAAGCGUAAACUGCACUGCAGACACACUUGGUUAAGACUUGUUAACAUGUCUGCUGACAUGUCUGUUGACUUGAUUCUGCAUAUUACAAAUACCAGCAAGACCUAGAAGAGCAGGCCGCUCAACACAGCAAGGAACAAGAGACUCUCCGCUGUGAGACUGAAGAUCUCAGAGCAAAACUCUGCACUGUUGAGACCCUCAAAGAGAAAAACGUUGUGAAGGCUCUGGAACUGGAGAUGGAGAUACAGUCAAUCAAAAUAUCCUUUGCGGAACAGCUAGAGCAGCAACAAAUAGAAAACAAAAAAGUUCUGGCUGCACUGACAAAAGCAGAGGAGGAGAAGACGUCUCUCCAAAAGACUCUGAAAGUAAAGCAGGAGGAGUGGUCUCAGGCAGGAGCCGACAUGGAAACUAGGCUGGUUAAACUCGAGUCCAUGAUGAGCACACUGUUGGAGGAAAAGGCCAAGAUGAAGAAGAAGAGCUGGCUGGUCCGGCUCUUCGGCAGCAGGAUAAAGAAAGCGGAACCUGCACUAUAGACACACUUGGUUAAG